AUGGCCUCCCCAGGUGCCCCGGGGACCCGCAUGACAUCCACAGUCAGUAUCAACAUUUCUACACCUUCCUUCUACAACCCGCAGAAGAAGUUUGCACCUGUGGUUGCCCCUAAACCCAAGGUGAACCCCUUGAAAGCUGGGGGUGCAUCAGAGUCUUUGCCACCUCCGCCUCCUGGAGCAGAGUCGUUGCUGCCCCCACCUCCUGGAGCUGGCGCCCAGCGUGCUCAGAUAGGGAAGGUGGGGGAGAUUCCAUCAGCAUCCAUGUCACUGCUGGUAGAAGAGCUGCCACUGCCACCUCCUCCCCCACCUGGAGAGGAGGCAAGUUUCUCCUCCAACUGUGCUUUUCCCCCACCCCCACCACCCUUUGAAGAGGCUUUUCCACCAGCCCCAGAAGAAGUUUUUCCUUCUCCUCCUCCACCAAUGUUUGAUGAAGGGCCUGUGAGAAAGGUACUUGCCCCACAGAUAUCUCCAGGAUCCACAGGUUCUCUGGAGAAACCAUUGGCCCCAAAAGCCCAUGCGGAAAUACCAUCUGCACCCAAAGAUACUCCUCAUACCUUUCCUUCCAAAUUCACUCCAAAGCUAAGUGGAAGCUUACCUUUCAAGCCCCCUGGAGUGGAUUUGACCCCUGCCCCAACUUCAUGGGCAGCUCCACAGCAGCGCAAGGAGCUCCUAGUGCCAAUCCCUCCACCCCCCUCUCCCCCUCCUGCUCAGACUGCCCCUAAUUUCACCCCACCCCCUGUUGCUGGCUCUCCUAACUCUGGGUCCAAAUCACAUGCCAAUGUUCCGACGGCUCCCUCGAACUCUACAAGAUAUCCUGCCUCCCUUCAGACUCAGUUCACAGCCCUUUCACCUUCAGGUUCCUCCUCUCGGCCACAGCCUCUCAAUUUCACCUAUGCCCAGCAGAGGGAAAGACCCCAGGUGCAGGAGAAGCCACGUCCCACGGAACAACCUGCUGCUGCAAAAGACAUGCAUAGACCCACAGGCUCCAGUGCAGAUCCACCUAGGGGAAAUUCCUGUCUGACCAUGAAAGAGGUAGAAGAGCUGGAGAUGUUGACCCAGAAACUAAUGAAGGAUAUGGAGCAUCCGCCCCCGGCAGAGGCUGCUACUUCUGAGCUCUGUGGCUUCUGCAGGAAGCCCCUAUCACGAACCCAGCCAGCUGUGAAGGCCCUGGACUGCCUUUUCCACGUGGAAUGCUUUACCUGCUUCAGAUGUGAGAAGCAGCUGCAGGGGCAGCAGUUCUACAAUGUGGAUGAGAAGCCCUUCUGUGAGGACUGCUAUGCUGGAACCUUGGAAAAGUGCAGUGUCUGUAAACAGACCAUCACAGACCGGAUGCUGAAGGCCACUGGGAACUCAUACCAUCCCCAGUGCUUCACCUGCGUGAUGUGCCAUACCCCUCUUGAGGGGGCCUCUUUUAUUGUGGACCAGGCCAACCAGCCUCACUGUGUGGAUGACUACCACAGGAAGUAUGCUCCACGCUGCUCAGUCUGUUGUGAGCCUAUCAUGCCAGAGCCUGGAAAGGAUGAGACAGUGCGUGUGGUGGCACUGGAGAAAAAUUUCCACAUGAAAUGUUACAAGUGUGAGGACUGUGGGAAGCCCUUGUCCAUUGAAGCAGAUGAGAAUGGGUGCUUUCCGCUGGAUGGGCACGUGCUGUGUAUGAAGUGUCAUGCUGCUCAUGCCAAAACGGCACGCUGAGGAGCUCGGAGCGCGCGUACCC
Molecule: messenger RNA, 1714 nt
Organism: Pterocles gutturalis (yellow-throated sandgrouse)
Lineage: Eukaryota; Metazoa; Chordata; Aves; Pterocliformes; Pteroclidae
Gene: ZYX
Product: zyxin
Exons: 8
Coding region: 1-1692 (563 amino acids)
Biological process (GO): transforming growth factor beta receptor signaling pathway; integrin-mediated signaling pathway
Source: RefSeq, a predicted model, not a curated record